UGAGCGUCCUCUAUUACGCUACACUUUGAAGUUCGUUGAUCCGGAAACUGUUAAACUAAUCUAAUCGGAUGGAUUGGUAAACAAUUAAAGUGGUCUUCAGUUGACCUGUGAAAGGUUUUUUCUAAGUUAAGCAAUCAUAAAAUGACCACAGUUUGGACAGCAAGCAAUCUACGCCGACAAGAUGGACGUUACAACAGUCUAUCGAGGAGUCUAGGAUCUUUAAUGUCAAUUGUACUAGAUGAGAAUAAAUCUCCAUCAGUGUUGAUUUUUUCUAAUCAAUCACCAAGAGAGACUAAUUUACAAACAAGUGUCUCUGUUGGUGAUCGAGUCGGAGAUGAGAAUAUUUUGCCGUUAAAUGGAUUAAGUUUUCGUUCAUUACAAACAGACUCUUCUUCAUCGAUUGCAUUUGUUGGUAAAAAAAUUAAACGUGAAUAUCAAUCAGCGUUUGUAUUGCCUGAUAAACAAACAAUUGGUAUUAUUCGUCAAGAAGCGUUUAUGACUGAAGAAGGUUUAGCUCAAGUCACGCUUAGUUUAUGCGUUUCGACUCAUUUAGAUAGUUUAAAAGUUGGUAAAAGUGAAAGAAUAUGUGAUUAUCUUGAUACGGACUAUUGGGCUUCCAUUUUAUUAGCUUCCACUGAAUCUCAUGAUGCUGAACUACUAGGAUAUAUGGGACCUGAAUAUACUUCAAGAAAACCGAAUCGUUUUAACUUUGAACGUUCUGAAAGCCGACGACGUAAACGAGAAAUUGUGCUUGUUCAAGAAGAGAUUGAAGAUAGUGAUGACAAAGAUAGUGUUGGGCAAUUUGAUGGUAGCAAUAUUUUGCCUGAAAGUGUUACAGUGUACGAAAAAGUAUAUCCUAAAGGAAAGGAUGAAUGUGAUUCCCAGACACGUCGAUUAAUCCUGCAUCCUCCACCACCCCUUCCACCUCCACAGCUGCCAGAAUCACCGCUGCCUUCACCACCGAAAACUUUAAAAGUAUCUGAAAGAAAUAUUUCACCAAAACCACAACUAACUUCAAGUAGAGAUUCAUGUCAGCCAAAAGAACAAGCUCCAAUAAUUGGACGGGCUGAACCACCUGGAAAAACUAAACCAAUUGUAAGUAGUCCGAAAUCUAAAGAAAAUUUUGAAAAACUUAAACGUCAAUGGAAUAAUCGUAUUGCUCAAAUGCAAGAACACUUAGAUAAUCAGUAUCGCGAUACACCAACAUCACUACCACAAACUUAUACAGAAGGACAUCGUGGUUCUACGGUUACGUCAAUUCUCCCUACAGUAGAUAAAAGAUCUUCUGAUCCAUAUGUAAAAAGUCGAAUUUCAUCUACUGACCAAAGACUCUCCCCUGAACAAGAAUAUGAUCACCAAUCUCUUCCAGAUAGAACUUCAAUGGAUCAUGGUUCCAAUAAAGAGAAUUUUGUUUUUCACAGCUUUGAUUAUAUCAAUUCAUCAUCACCGGGUUCCGGUGAUCUAGUGGACCCGGUUACGGAACGUUGUGAAAAAGAAGCACAAUUUAUUUAUAGUCAAGCAAGACUAUUUGUUAAUCAACAAAAUAUAGGCAGAUUAAGUCCACGAAAAUUAUCAGUCGAUCGAGGUAAUCGUCAUUUGACUACAACAGAAACACGGAGUAAAGUGACCGAUGAACUUCCAGGUCAUAGACGCCAUCCUCCACCGCCUCUUUCUCCAACCUCGAAAGUAGAUAUACACUAUCCACGUGACGGGGUCGUUAGCCGACCUCGAAUUUCAGAUAGUUCUAAAGCUGGUACUCCAUUAACUCCCACCAGACAUUCAUUAAAAAAUCGUGAUGAUGAUCCAGAGAAAAGAAAACGACAACAAAAGGUAUACGACGACGAAUUCAAAAAUGCAAAUGGAGAACUAAUGCCAUUGGAUCCCAGGAAACCAACUACACAGUUUAAUUAUGGUAUACUUCAACAUCCAGAUGAAUAUAAUUAUUUAGCUGAAGCAGAAAAACAGAAACCAAUUAUAGAUUUUACAUCAGAAUUAUCUUAUGAUAGCAGUCUUUAUGGUAAAACGAGUCAAGGUUCCGCUCGAAAACAACCACCAAUUAAACAUUAUGACAAGUAUAAGGAUAAAAAACCUGACAAACCACAUCGUCAUCCACCGCCACCUCAACCUAUUGAUCAUGACCAAACAAAACGUUUAGACGAUAAACCAAGCCCAAAACCAGAUAGAAGAUCAGGUCAUGGAAUGCUUCCAGUUGAUGAAAAUUAUUAUGUAAAUGUACCUGGUUCAGGUCCACCAGAUAUUCGUCCACCAUACAAUAGACACAAGAGAUCACUGCAAGAUUUAAGUGAACGUUCCGGCCCUCAUAGUGCUUAUGAUCCUAGAUUGGGUGAUACAGUUAUUCAACCAAGUAAACCUAGAACAAGUGAUAGAAUAUCGGAUCAAAUGCCUGAUUAUUAUGAUCAAUAUACAUCGGAUGAAAGUGAUUAUGAUGAUUCAGGAGAAUCAGAUGAAGAACUUAAACCUCCAGCAUUACGUACAAUAGCUCAAACAAGGAGACGAUCUGAACCAGAACCUUCGAAUAAUUAUCCACCUGUACAAUUAAGAAAACCGUCAAAAGGACAAAAAACUGGACAGUCAAUCACAUCAAUUCGUGAUAGUCUUAUUAGUCCUGAAGUGAUGAAUGAUACAAGAGCCAUGUUUAUAUGUACUAUACUUGUGAAAGUUAGCUAAAGAUUAUCAGAACACUGAACAACUUCAUUAGUUGGUAGUAUAUAAGUAAAUCGAAUAAACACUUUUUAUAAUCGUAUAUGUUUUUUCUAAGGUUCAAAACACAGUUUAAUAAUCAGUACAAAACGUCGAACACUAAGUGGUUUAACUGGUACCCACCCAUCAAAACAUCGUUCCAGUUCAAUGAAUACUUUAUGGUUCGGUGAUCAUCCUGUACCAUCGGAACGUACACUCUCUCCAGCUACACCAGUUAGAUUAUCAAAUAUACAAAUACAAGCUCAAGCAGAACUUGAACGUCGACACAGAUCAUCUUCACAUGGACAUAGUUUAGAUAGAAAAUCUAUAUAUAGCACAGGAAUGACAGAAAGUCAUUUGUCCAAAGGUUUAAGUGAUUAUCAUCAAGGUUAUGAAGGAAUUGGUUAUGCAUAUGAUAAUCGAGGAAGAUUAAUACAUGGUGGUGCAUGUUUACCUGAACGUUCAGCUAGUCGUAAACGUCGAUUAUUAGAUGGUCAUGAAAGUUUAUCAAGAGUAUGGAUACCACAAAGUGGUGAACACUAUCCAGUUAAACAAAUAUCUGAUAAGACAGCUAGUUCGCUAAUGAAUCGUGAUGAACGACAAGCACAAUUGGAUAAUUCAGCGAUGGCAUUUGCUUUACGGGAUUUCAAUGCGCCUAAAAUUCGUAACAAUAUUGAUCAAUCUCAUUUUCUACAAAGCUGGUAUUAUGUAAUAACUUGAAAACCGCUAUAUUAGCAGUAUAUAUGUAUAGAGGGGUUGAGGUGGGGUGGGGUUGGGGUGGGGGGUUGGUGAUGAUUAUGUUAUCUAUACUAGAUUGAUAUUUUGUUUUAUAAUUUCUUAAACUGGAUUUCUCCCACCUCUCAGUGAUUACUUUUCUUAUUUUCAGUUAUUGUAAUGAAGUCAUUGAAUUUAGUUGAUAUGUAGGUUAUUUUGUUUUGUUUUUUUUUUGGUAGAAAUUGAAAUCAUUACUGGCUUUAUUGUUUCUGGCCUUUCUAUUUUUUGUUUUCUUUCUUCUCCUAAAUGUUUCAAUAACGAUUAUGUAAUAAUAAUGAUAAUGAGAUACAAAUGUAUGAAAUUUUGAUUGAGACAUUCAAUGUGUUUUACUUUUUAAGUAGUAUGUUAUGGAGCUUAGUCUUUAAAUCUUCCUAUAUAUACAUAUUAAAGUCACCUAAUAAUAUUUUGCCUAAGAUACUACUCAUAAAGUUUUUUGUUUUUCUUUUUUUUUACUGAUAUUCAAGACUGAAUGUGACUAGUGUUACGUCCUUGAUCUGUCUACCCACUUUUGUGCAGAUUAAGACCUUGACGCGAUAGGUUGACUGGCUUAACCUUGAAGCUGGUGUGUGUAAGUUUGAAGUGAGGUCAACUGAUUGGAGUAGUGAGACGAAAACUAUUCUAUCAUCUGAUUAGCUAACAAGCACGCGAGUGAGAGAAGACAAGUCAACUGGAACACUACACAAUUUAUUCCCCAUUUCGAUUCACACACUGAUUUCGUCCCGACUAACAUAACUCCAUCACGCGAAAACAAUAAGGAAACUACAAAUAUGUUAAAAACUAGGUAAUAGGGUAAAAAAAAGUAGAGUACUAAAGUGCCCCUUCCAGCCAAAUAAGUUGGUAAAGCCUAGUACGCCCUUUUGGGAGAGAAACAGGCCACAUCGAAGCACGACACAUCUACCGGGAUUAGAAUAGCUGUUUUUGCAAUCGGUUGGAGUUUUCCCUGUAGGAAGCAACCCCGUGCAUUCCAUGCACCACUUUUAUGAAUGUUUUGUCGCUUUUCGAUCCAGGAAUAAUUGUGCUGUGAUUCUUUUUGGAUUUCGUACCCAGUUUGUGGGUAUCGGUAGAGUUGGUGAUUAGCCCGACCUCUACCACCUGGGUCACCGAUCACGUUAGUUCAUGGGACUGAGUCCCACUAUCCGGGAGGCAAGAUGAGGAUGUAUGAGUCGGAUUUUGGCUCUCAGAGUAGUAAAGGUUAUAUUUGAAUUACAAAGGCAGUGAUUAUCAAAAUAAGAUUGUGACAAGAGAGGGAGACAUACACAUGUUUUGGUAAUGGACAAUAACAUCCAACAUAAUACAUUUUAGGCGAUUUCCCUAAUAAUUGAUUUUUUAUCUGAAGUGUUAAAAUCAUCUUGACAUGACUACCAUAAGUUAUAGAGUUUAAUUGACAUAACUAGAUGCAUUCUCUUCUAGCCUGGUAUUUCUGGUUUGACCUUCUUACUUGAAGAAACGUAAUCAAUCAAUCAAUCCAUUUCAUCAAUGUAUUAAUUGAACAUGUGAAAAUCUCCCACUAUGAUUCAUAAACAAUUGAGACAAAUUUUCAAGCAGUUCUUUUGACAAUCAUAAAACAGGCUUGUAAAUGAAUAGUUUGUAGGAAAGAAAGGUAAUGUUCACUUCACUUACUUAAUUACUUACGCCUAUUACCCCCAAUGUAGCAUAGACCGCCCACCAGCAUUCUCCAACCCACUCUGUCCUGGACCUUACUUUCUAGUUCUAUUCAGUUCUUAUCCAUUCUUCUCAUGUCUGUCCACAUUUCUCGGUGUAAUGUGUACUUCGGUUUUACGCUUCUCCUUUGACCUUCAUGAUUCCACUUCCAGCACAUCUUGUUGAUUUCUUCCUCCAUUGGGAUCUGGUUUGUUCUCUCUCACAAUAGGUUGUUGCUGAUAAUGUCUGGCUUACAGAUCCGAAGUAUUUUGCGUAGACAACUGUUAAUAAACACUUGUAUCUUUUGAAUGAUGGCUUUCGUAGUUCUCCAAGUAUCCACCCGAUACAAUGGAACUAUUUUGACGUUUGUAUUGAAAAUUCUGACAUUGGUAUUGGUUGAAAGACAGCUGUUUUGAGUUCCAGAUGUUCUUUAGUUGUAAAUAUGCUGCUCUUGCUUUUCCGAUCCGCGCCUUCACAUCUGCAUCAGAUCCACUGUGUUCAUCAAUGAUGCUGCCCAGAUAUGUAAAGGUUUUUACAUCUCC
Messenger RNA from Schistosoma spindalis, 5657 nucleotides. The record is from the annotation of a GenBank genome assembly. NCBI's taxonomy places the organism in Eukaryota, Metazoa, Platyhelminthes, Trematoda, Strigeidida, Schistosomatidae.